AGGGGUCGUGACGCUGGGCGACGCGCUCGCGCAGUACCGGGCGCAGAGACCCCAGCGAGAGCGGGAGGCGGCGCCCCGUACUCCCGAUUUGCCUCCGCAGAAGGCGGCCGCCCAGUCUGCGGACGAGGACGACGACCGCCAUCGGCGCUGGAGGGAAGAGCUGGCGAGGAAGCAGAAACAGGAGGAGGAAGAGCUGGCGAGGAAGAAGAAGCAGGAGGCGGGGCUCACCGAGGAGGAGACCGCGGAAGAGCUGGAGAACCUCCUCUACAGGCUGGAGUUGCAGAAAGUGUCCCUGGAGACCACAGGGCACCAGAAGCACACUCUCGACGACAAGGCAAUGGGCGCCGAGGGGCAAAAGAACGCGGACGACUUCGUUUUGCCCGACGUCAGGUCUUUGAUCGAGUCGCUGAACCAGCAGAACAAUAGACUCGAGUCCCAGUUCCAGGGGCACCUGCUGCGCGAAUGCGACUACGAGGCAGACAGCGAGCUCCUAGCCCUGGAGGACAAAGUGGAGGAGGCCAGCACCGAGGAGCAGCAGCCCUUGAAUAUCCAACUGGUGGAGGGAGCACGACAGCGGAGGUCGAAUACACCGCGGAGACGACGGGGGAGGAGAAGGAUGAAGACGAGGAGCAGGAGGAUGCGGCAGCGGGGGGAGCUCCUCGAGUGCUCGCUGCCCUGGGGUGGAAACGACUUGUCAUUCUGCUCGCCAGCGCCCCAUGGUGACGACACGGCGCGGCAAGAUCGUGGCACGGUGGGCGCCGAGGGUGGGGCACGCGGCGGCACGGUGGCCCAAAAGUGCCCCAGUCUGCUCCGAGCGCGAGCUUUGAAACAGGUCGUGGACACCAUGUGUUUCUGCAGCGGUUAGAGCGUAUGUUGUGGCACGAGUGGUGGUGUGAAAGCACGCGUGCAUGCAUCCGUAUACUAGUGAUAUACGCACUGAGCUACCUGGGAGCACGCACCAGCUUGUGCAGCCUGUUCGGUGACAGCCGUGAGGAAAAGCGGAUAUGGGGGUGAAGGCAUGCAUGUUGCGCAUUGAUGACCAUACAACAUGCUUCGGAUGCUUGCUGCAACUUUUUGGGGGUUGGCGGCCAGAGAGAGAGUGGGCCGCGUUCUGCAACAAAGAGCCGACCACAUUGUGAGCAUUGUGAGUGAUGCGUUUGAUUCACCCGUUGGGGGGCGGAAGCGAUCCGCGCAAGGAUAAGCAUCGUGAGGUUGAACACCACCAUGAUGCCAUGACUGAACAUGACGAGCUGUCUCCCGAGCACGAAGAGUGGCACCGCGUAGCUCCCUCGAAGGGUGAUCCCGAGGAGCAGCAUGACGACGCGGAAUUGCACAAGGCGCGGUUGCGUCCCUGCAUGGAUUCAGACGCCAGUUGGGAGGUGCAGCAGUGGCAGCAUCUGUGCAAGCGGCGACCAGAGAGCCAAUGUGCAACCGUUGCACGCAGAAUAGGUCAGCCGUCAAUGUGUACGCGGGCGUUCUUGCCACGCGACGCCUUGCAUUUCCUGCCGACCGUCAAUUCGGACCAAACUCCGAACUAACGCGUAUACCUAAGUGCGAGAAUUUGCACAGACCAACGCAUGGCAGUGACACGUUGUUGACACAUAUUUCUGUUGACAGGUCCGACCCAUCAUGUUGAUACGCCGCAGUGACCCCCAGUGCCAAAGCAGUGAGGGCGUGCAGCCUUGCCUCGUCAUGCUGGUGCUCAUAGUCGACACACACUGCCGGAUAGCAGAGCUAGCACUCAUUGAACACAGUGAUUGCACAGCGCAAUUAACAGUGUUGAAGGAGAGUGGUGACAUUGGGUGCCGAUGCCCAGUGGAACCGCAGUGCUAGCGCACAUUGCUUGCACACGCAGGGAGCCCACGACGCUGGCACGACGAGAACAAAGCUGGCACUACAUACCCACAGGAGGCCUUGCGCAGCGCAGGCGCACGAGGCAUGCGCACGUUGCCGUUGGGGGUGCCCUGCGCGGUCUGGCACCGCUCCUCGCUCCAGGGCUACAUGAAAAAUUGCUCGCGGACUGAGAUGACCCGGGCUUGCCGCCCGGACAACUGUGUCAAUCAGUAGAGAUUGCCUUGGAAGGGGCCGCCCGGACAGCGGGUGAGCGAGCGGCAUGGGUCGGAUGCGGCCAGCUGUAGGUUUGUCGCCACCUCCUGUGUCGCCGACCUCCUCCGCUCUCUCCCGAUCGCGUGUUCUCGCCCUCCUUUCCUCCUCCCUCCUUUUCCCCUGGAAGGCUAUUUAAUUGCCCCCGUUCCUAAUGGACUUGCCCCCUGCUCCGAUGCAUGUGCUAAAGCACGGUCGCUGUAGUUCACGAUGCGGAUGCCUGGCCAAGUCGGCGCCAGAUGCUCCCGCCAGCGUGGCCGAUUGGUCUGGGAUUCCAAAGGUACGUGCCCAGUCCGCGGCAGGAAACAAUUAAGCGCGCGAUCAUGUUGCAGCCCCUGAGCGCGCAGCACAGGAAGGAGCAGUGGGAGCCUCGC
Messenger RNA from Prorocentrum cordatum, 2477 nucleotides. The record is from the annotation of a GenBank genome assembly. NCBI's taxonomy places the organism in Eukaryota, Dinophyceae, Prorocentrales, Prorocentraceae.